GUUAAAGAGUUACUGCUUUCCUUCGGGCAAUUGCGUGCCUUCAAUUUGGUGAAGGAUGCCGCAACAGGCUUGAGCAAAGGGUAUGCCUUUUGCGAAUAUGUUGACUUGAGCAUCACUGAUCAAGCGAUUGCUGGCUUAAACGGUAUGCAAUUGGGUGACAAGAAAUUGAUAGUACAACGCGCAAGUGUUGGCGCUAAAAAUGCGCAAACUAAUUCCGCUGCUGCGGCACCAGUAACUAUACAGGUGCCUGGCCUUUCAAGUCUUGUAGUCAAUUCUGGGCCACCCACCGAAGUUCUCUGCUUGCUUAAUAUGGUAACACCAGAUGAGCUACGCGACGAAGAGGAAUAUGAAGAUAUUUUGGAGGAUAUCAAGGAGGAAUGCAAUAAGUAUGGCGUUGUCCGUAGUGUUGAGAUACCACGACCCAUUGAGGGCGUUGAUGUGCCCGGUUGUGGUAAAGUAUUCGUUGAAUUCAAUUCAGUUAUGGAUUGUCAGAAGGCACAACAGGCGCUGACUGGACGUAAAUUCAGUGAUCGUGUCGUGGUUACAUCUUACUUUGAUCCGGACAAAUAUCACCGGCGCGAAUUUUGAAUGAAAGUUUAAACAUAUUUAGGGGAUUCACAACUUGUGUCUUAAAGUCUUAAAAAUUGUCAAUGUAAAGUAAUGGUCAAAAGCGUUUUAGGAGAUUUGCAGGGUAUAAUAAGAGCCAAUAAGUUUGCCCAUUACCGUAGGCGUGGUCGUUUGGAAACGAAAUUAAGACGAGAAUUUGGCAUCACCGUUGGCGUUAUCGACAUUUAUCCGAUAUACAUAUACCGACAGAUAGUAACGACGUAUAAAUAAUAUUCGUUAUUUUUCGACCUAAUUGUCAA
This is a messenger RNA of Rhagoletis zephyria (snowberry fruit fly), 866 nucleotides long. Its product is annotated as splicing factor U2AF 50 kDa subunit-like. The record is from RefSeq and is a predicted model, not a curated record. Gene Ontology annotation, molecular function: RNA binding. NCBI's taxonomy places the organism in Eukaryota, Metazoa, Arthropoda, Insecta, Diptera, Tephritidae.